GCCUUUUGUGGCAGAUGAAUACAUUGAACGCCUGGCAUGGAGAACACCUGGAGGAGGUUCCAGAGGUGGAGAAGCUUUUGAUCCAAAAAGAUUAUUGGAAGAAUUUGUAAAUCAUAUCCAAGAGUUACAGGUAAUGGAUGAAAGGAUUCAGAGAAAGGUGGAGAAACUAGAACAGCAAUGCCAGAAGGAAGCAAAGGAAUUUGCCAAGAAAGUACAAGAGCUGCAGAAAAGCAACCAGGUUGCCUUCCAACAUUUCCAGGAGCUAGAUGAGCACAUCAGCUAUGUAGCAACUAAGGUCUGUCACCUUGGCGACCAACUGGAGGGGGUAAACACGCCACGGCAACGGGCUGUGGAGGCUCAGAAGCUGAUGAAAUACUUUAAUGAGUUUCUGGAUGGAGAGCUGAAGUCUGAUGUUUUUACAAACUCUGAAAAGAUUAAAGAGGCAGCCGAUAUUAUUCAGAAACUGCAUUUGAUUGCACAGGAACUGCCUUUUGACAGGUUUUCUGAAGUCAAAUCAAAGAUAGCAAGUAAGUACCAUGAUUUAGAGUGCCAGCUAAUUCAAGAGUUUACCAGCGCACAGCGGAGAGGUGAAAUCUCCAGAAUGAGAGAAGUAGCAGCAGUUUUGCUUCAUUUUAAGGGCUAUUCCCAUUGCGUUGAUGUGUACAUAAAACAGUGUCAAGAGGGUGCGUUCCUGAGGAAUGACGUCUUUGAAGAUGCAGCCAUUCUCUGCCAGCGAGUGAAUAAACAAGUUGGAGAAGUCUUUAGCAAUCCGGAGACUGUGCUAGCCAAACUCAUUCAAAAUAUCUUUGAAGUUAAACUUCAGAGUUAUGUGAAGGACCAGCUAGAAGAACACAGGAAAUCUGACGCAGAACAGUAUCUCAAGAAUCUCUAUGAUCUAUAUACAAGAACUACUAAUCUGUCAAGCAAAUUGAUGGAAUUUAACCUGGGUACUGAUAAGCAGACUUUCUUGUCUAAGCUUAUCAAAUCCAUUUUCAUUUCCUACUUGGAGAAUUACAUUGAGGUGGAAAUUGGUUAUUUGAAAAGUAGGAGUGCUAUGAUUCUACAACGCUAUUAUGAUUCCAAAAACCACCAGAAGAGGUCCAUUGGCACUGGAGGGAUCCAGAUCCACAAAAGGACUGAAGCAAAAUUAAGUAUUCAAGACCUCAAAGAGAGAAUAAGGCAACGUACAAACUUACCCUUGGGGCCAAGUAUUGACACACACGGAGAAACUUUUCUGUCACAAGAAGUGGUGGUUAACCUCUUGCAAGAAACUAAACAAGCUUUUGAAAGAUGUCACAGGCUCUCUGAUCCAUCUGACUUACCGAAGAAUGCUUUCAGAAUUUUUUCUAUGCUUGUAGAGUUCUUAUGUACUGAACACAUCGAUUACGCAUUAGAAACAGGCCUUGCUGGCAUUCCCUCUUCUGACUCGAAGAACGCAAAUCUUUAUUUCUUGGAUGUUGUCCACCAGGCCAAUACUAUUUUCCAUUUAUUUGACAAGCAGUUCAAUGAUCAUCUGAUGCCAUUGAUCAGUUCUUCUCCUAAAUUGUCUGAAUGCCUUCAGAAGAAAAAGGAUAUCAUAGAACAAAUGGAAGUGAAGCUGGAUAUGGGCAUUGAUAGGACACUGAAUUGUAUGAUUGGACAGAUGAAGCACAUCUUGGCUGCAGAGCAGAAGAAGACAGAUUUUAAACCAGAAGAUGAAAACAACGUGUUGAUUCAAUAUACUAACGCUUGUGUUAAAGUCUGUGGCUAUGUUAGAAAGCAGGUGGAAAAGAUUAGAAAUUCUAUGGAUGGUAAGAAUGUGGACACAGUUUUGAUGGAGCUUGGAGUUCGUUUUCAUCGACUUAUCUUUGAACACCUACAGCAAUAUUCCUACAGUUGCAUGGGAGGCAUGUUAGCUAUUUGUGAUGUGGCUGAAUAUAGGAAGUGUGCCAAAGACUUCAAGAUUGCGCUGGUGUUACAACUCUUUGAUACCUUGCAUGCACUUUGCAAUCUUCUGGUUGUAGCCCCGGAUAAUUUAAAGCAAGUUUGCUCAGGAGAACAACUUGCUAAUCUGGACAAGAACAUCCUUCACUCCUUUGUUCAGCUGCGUGUUGAUUAUAGGUCUGCUCGUCUUGCUCGUCACUUCAGCUGAGAGCGCGGAGACAAAUGUUACACCUUUGGGCAGGCUUCAGCUGUUAGAAAGCACAGGGAAUGAUUUCUUACCAAACUGUGGUUGUAACUUUGUGGGAUAAUGACUGUUCAGAAUAAAGCAGCAGCCAUAUUUAAACAUGACUAUGUAGAAGGUGAACAGGUAAAAAUCUGAAUGAUAUUUCAUGUAAGCAAAAUUUCUCCUGGUAAAGAAUUUUGCAAAUCUACUUGCUACUGAUUUUUUUUUUUUUUUUUGGUUAUUGGAAACAUGUCGGUGUAGGAAAGCAAGUGGUGCAUUGAAAGUAUUUUAGUCUUCAAUAUUGAAUUAUCAGAUACCAUUUGUUAGACUUGAACUACAGAGCAUAGCGUAGGUAAUGGAUUACAUAGACUAGACCAGUGUAAAAACAUUCUUCAUCAAUUUUAAUGACUUAGACUACAGCACAGCUAAUCAUAAUCAAAUUAUCUUUGAUUGGUGUUUCUAAACCAUUUCUUUCAUUCAAAAUGUUAUCCUGCUCAAUGUAAUUUCUUGCUCUAAUUAAUUAGCUUGGAAUUUCUUUGAGAUGUAGGAGUAAAAGCAACACUAUCCCAGAAAGAUGUAAUUUAUUCAUUGUGUAGCAUUCUAAACAGAACCGAAGUGGUGAAAAGUUUUGAGGGUUUGUUUGGUUGUUUGGUUUUGUUGUUUGGGUUUUUUUGCACCUAAUAGUUGAGGGCCCACCGGAAUGUUUUGGCAUUGUAUGAUCUGACAGUCUUGUCUCUGUUUGACACUGGCACACUGAAUUUUAUAUAUGCUCCUAAAGUAAAUGCAGUUGCCUUGCCUAAGGCGUUCUUAUUACAAGUUGAAGGUACCCAUUGUUGGGUUGAUAUAAGAGAACUUUCUCCUGUCUCUUGUUUUGUGUAUAAAUAAAUUCAGAUUAUUACAAAGAGAAAGGAUAAAAUGUAGCCCAGUUGUUCAUAUGUGAGAG
Molecule: messenger RNA, 3089 nt
Organism: Tauraco erythrolophus (red-crested turaco)
Lineage: Eukaryota; Metazoa; Chordata; Aves; Musophagiformes; Musophagidae
Source: RefSeq, a predicted model, not a curated record